AUGGCAGUAGACUCACUCCCAGAGAGGCCACAUCCUCUUGGCUGGGAUGCCAUGAAAGAACAUUGGUGGCAAUUUGUAUUCAUUGGAGUUUUGCUAUUCACAGUCACCACUGGCCUUUUAUCAAUUGUAUAUUCCGGAGUAAAGAGACUUAUCAAAUACUACAAGUCAAGACCGCUACCGGACAAUUUCCCUUUGAGUGUAUCCAAACGGCUCACCAAGCUAUCCAACCGAGAACUCAACUUGAUUGAAAGACGCCCCCCACAAGGGAAAGCCCACGAGCUUUGGAAAAGACUUUUGAAAGAAUGGGAUGUGUUGGUUGUGAAUCCCUUCCAGGCAGGGGUCGCCAAAGCUAUUUCCAGACACGAGCGCAGCCAAGUGCUAGGACGUGUUGAUUUGGGGAAAGUCCUUCCUCCAAAGGCAUCUGCCUUGACCGUCAUCGAAAAGAUCGAAGAAUUACUCGCAAGCGGAUUUCAUGAUACCUCAUUUUCCGGUGUUCUCCUCGCCAAUUGGGAAGAUGUGCUCCGUCCUACUGCUCGAGGAAAGCUUAUCGAGGCGAUCAGCAGCCUCGGCUUGGCAGUCUAUCUCGAGUCGGAGCCACCUCAUUUCUUGAAGGAUCGAAAGGCCGUGCAGAGCGAUGCUGUGGCAGGCUUGGUCAUCCGAAACGCUAGCAUUAUGCCUCAAGGCGAAAAGCGGGAUUAUUUCCAAAUGGCCGAACUACAAUCAACAAUCAAGGCCUUCGUUUCUGAGUCUUGCAUGAGAGACUUUGUAGUAAUGGCCUGGGAAACCGUCGACGACAAUGUCACUGUUCCCAAUGCCAUAAUCCGCAGAUCUAUCCAAUGGUGUGGCUUUUACAGCGCAAUUACCUGGAUCGGCCCCGAAGCUGCUCUUCAUGAUGCAGAUCUUAACGUCACGACUCUCGAGCCUCUUCCCGCGUUUGGUUGGUUGAAGGAAGCAGAAAUGAUGAAGGCCCACGAUAUCUGGCGGGCGAACCUGAACAUAUUGCCUUCCCCGGAUAAGAAGGACGGCUGGGAAGUUCUCAAGCCAAUUUUCCCCGCUAUUGAUGCGCUGCUGGAUUCGUCGGAAUACGACUCGAAGGCCCCCGAUAGCCCGACUGCUCGAAUGCGUGAUCCUCCAGAAUGGGUCGCACAGGUCAAGUCACAGGGCAGUCCUCUCUCCAUCUCCAUGUCAGGAAUGGCCUACAAUUCACUUGGUUGCUUCCCUCUCGGUUCAGACUCGACUCCACUGGCAUUUGCAGAAAUUGUCCAAUCUCAACAACGUCUCAAGUCCCUCAACCUUCUUCAUCCCGUCCCGACAACCAAAAUCCAAAGCAUUGGACUCCUUCUAUGCCAAUUCUAUGACUCUCUAGAUCUCUCCGAAGAUGACGAUCAUUUGGCCAACGCAAUUAAGGAACUUGCAAACUGGGCAUCCAAUGAUCUGUUGCACGUCAAUCUUUGUCUCGACUCUGGUCUGCGCAAGAGCUCUGAUUUACGCUUUUGGGCCGUUUUUGAGAUGGAACAUGAUGGUAUUGAGAUUUAUGUGUCCAAGAAUGCCCAGGGCCUGGCUGGAACUAUUCUUCACACCUUCCUAUCGGCAAAGGGAUUUCCUCGGCAUGUCUGCUUCGAGGCUGAGGCGACCUUCGCGACCUGGUCCCAAGAUGUUUCCCACAAUACUGGCCUCCCCCGUCGACUGAUUCAAGACAUCGAUGUUCUCAGCCCUGAAGAGCGCCUCCUUCUCUUGCAGCACCUCUCUCUCACUGAUUCUCAUAGCGAUCUAUCUGAAGCCAUCUGCACCUACAUUCGCAAGCAACUAGUGGAUGCCCCUUCUUUUUCUCAGUUGAAGGUGCUAAACACAGUUGGGUAUCUCGAGAAAUCAACAUCUGCUGAGGAUUUGAUCAAGUCUCGUAUCAACUGGUACAUGGACCAAGGUUGCAAAUACCCGUCUCUCGAUGCCUGUCUUGAUCUUUUCCAUCAGGCCGACAGUGUGCUCUCCGAUGUUCUGAGGUAUCGCCGUGAGGAUGACCUUGCCGCCAUUACUAGUGGUCUCUGCGCCCUUCUUCAAGGUGGCUCCGUUGAUACAUAUGUGGAUAUGAUGGCUCUUGCGCUUUUCUGUGCCGCAAGACAGGGAGCCUUCGAUGAGAUUUACGCAGAGGUGACCGAUCGGAAUCCUCUAUUCAACAACCAUACCGAUCAGGCUGCCGCCUUCGCAGAGUCAUUUGCCCUUGGAUCUCGUUGUGAAGCUUACUUCGACGUUGCUCCCAGUGUUUUCGGAAAGUUGCUAUCGGACCGGUUCAGAGCUUACUAUGGAGACCAUCAGCCGCCAAACUGGGUGAACGGUGCCCCGGAGCUUGCUACAUCCUACGCCGGAGCUCAGAUUGAUGUCAACCCCGAUGAGCAGCGUAAGACUAUGCCUGGAUACCAGCGAUUCACAUUCUUGAGUGUCUUCGCUAUUCCUGCUUUGAUUGAUAUCAUUUUGCUUACCAUGGUUGGCCGUGGACUCUAUCUCUCUGCCGCCAUGUCUCACGAUGAACAGGACAGUGCAACUAUGGCGCUAAUGAUAUCUCUGCUGCUUUCCGGUGCAAUUGGUACGUGGAUUGCGUGUGGUGGUCCUUAUUACCUCAUUUCGAUGGCAUUCGCAGCAGCGAACAUGUUCGUUCUCAUUCGCCUGAUCGCUGGUAUUGCCUUCACUGUGGCCGGUGGCUUGAUCGGUUUUGUUGCCAUUUCAAGUGUUCGAGGCCCUCGGGCUGGUAUCAUCUUCUACCUCUACCUGAUCGCUUUGACAAUCUACUUCUCAACCUUCGCCUCGCUUGCAAGCUUCAGUUACCCCGGUUCGAGCUUUUUGUCUGGCCGCAAGCCAAUUAUUAUGUGCAUUCCGAUCCUCUUCUUGGCACCGAUCAUCACAGCCUGGAGUGGCCACGACUCGGCUGUCUACCUCGCCAUUAUCUAUGUCUUUAUUGGUGUGCUUUUGCUGUGCCUUCGUUCGGUCACCUCCAAAUGGGUCACUUGGUACCAAUCUGUGCGACGCACCGAUGAUACUGAGAUUCGUAAGUGGUAUAUCACUGCCUAUGGAAAUGAUGACGAGAAGGUGUUCGCGAAUAUGAGUGACCCGGCCGCCCUCAAGCUGGCGAGAGAAGCACUCUCGAAGGACGUCUUGGCUGAGACGAAGCGUGGGAUGUUCUCAAAAGCAUCCAAGGAUAAAAUGGUCGUUGAGCUUGCCCAGGACUGGGAGUCUACCAAUUUCCUUCUAGAUUGGUACUGCCGCUAUGCAGAUGUGCCGAGGCCGAUUCCGUUUAGUUCUGGUUGGAACAUCCAAACCAAGGUGGCACUUGACACCCUGCGUAACUCCCAGAAAGGUCUUCGUCUACACAAUGCAUUCGUUCACUGGCGUCAAUCGAGCAAAGAGAUGGGAUGUGGUGUUCUCUACUUUGUGAUUGCGCUUCUCGACAAAUGGGCACAAUUGCUGAGUGGCGACCGUAUUCUUGGCCUCACGAGCACGGAGCUCCAUGAUGCUCUUGGUACCAAUGCGCCUUUUUCCGUCAGAUCUGCAAAGGAUAUUCGGAUCGCACAGAAACAAGAGGUACAACUCCGGCGAAAGGUAUACUGGCGAGUCCUUUUUAGAUUCCUCUUGUGGCAUGUCUGGAGUCUUGCCCUUGCCACUGCUCUCAUUUGGACCUUCCAAUCAUCGAUUGAAGCCAUGAUUGUUUUCUUCUCAUACGUUCUCGCCUACACCGGUUUAAUCUGGUACCAAUAUACGAAGAUCUUCACGGGCCCUCAUGCGCUGAAGCCUCUCAUCAUUGGUAUCUGUAUCGGAUUACCAGUCGGUAUCGCGCUCAAAGUGUCUAUGCCGCGUUUUCUGUACUCGCAGAUCAUUGGACUCGGAUCUGCCACCUGGACCGUUGCCAUCCUCUCGAUCUGGAAUGCCAAAAUGGGUAUGCCAAACAAAGUGGACUCUCCAGUGGAGCUUGGCCGCACCUUCCAUGCGUUUACAACGCCCUGGUCGGACCCCGAAUGGUCUCAGCAAGAGCUUCAGACUUUCUUCGAAAGCUAUUCGCUACUUCCAUCUGAUUCCCGAUACAAGCUCAAUCCUGGUGUCCAUCCUGGCGUCGAAAUCAAGAGUGCUAUAAUGUCUUGCAAAGAAGAAGUCAUGAUUGAAGAAGCGUUUCCCGGCUCCAAAAAUGUUGCUAACAGUGCGAUCGCAUCGUGGGAGAAGGGCGAUAUUGUCAUUGAGCUUGUCUCCUUUGGCUCUCUCGGUCCCGGCAUUCGAGCUCUCAGCUGCAGCACCGGGAACCAGUUAAAGCUAGCCAUCGCCGUGGGAGGACUCCUAGACGAGCGUCUCGAUAUCAGCGCAAAUUGUCAGAUCAUUGCUGAAACCUUGCUUCAUGCUGUCACAGAGCUUAUGGUGGGUGUGCCUCAUGAGUACGCAUCAUUGGCAGGAUCCAUUGUCUCCGGUGGGGUAACUUACACAAUGGCUCAACAGCUUCGUGAGGAGGCCAACACAACUACGGUCGUACGCUGGGCUAAGAAAGAACUGCUUCGGCAGCUUUGCCUUGGUUUUGAGCCCGAUCUCCAUUGGGACAAGCUCCCAACCGAAGUUCGGGAUUUGCUGCUGAAACGUUGCUUGGGUCAACAAUGUAGUCUCUCCAAUAGCCAACGCCAAUGGCUCCAGAAAAGUCUUUGCACAUUCGAUACCGAUGAUCUCGAUGUUCACGUUGCCCGUUGCAACCUUGGAGCUGCCACUGCAAUUAGCGUUCUCGACUAUGCUCACUGGGGAACUGGAGAAGCCGCCUUUCCCAAAGAGCCCGAGACUUCGAAGUACAUCUCCUACAUACCUCGGAAGCUCCCAAUUGCAUUGUCGCUGGUCCGGUCACCAGCUAGCUACAUUUACCACAAGCUGGGAACAAUAGUAAAAUUCUUUGUGGUAGCUUUGGUUGCAGAUCCGGAAUUCCAGAGAGAGUUCAAUCAUGUCACUCAGACCCUUCCGACUGUUGUCCGUGUGCCAAUCAGAUUCUUAUUCAAUAUGGUCUGGGUUUAUUCUAAGAUCGUUCAAGACUUGGGCUUGUCACUCUUUCUCUUCCAUGGCCGCAAGAAUGUCAAGCGGCUGUGGGACGAGACCAAGGGCAUGACGAUCCAUAUCAAAAAGAGUCGGGUCAUUAUCCAAAGUCUGGAUGGCACCUUUACAGCCUUCAGGCACCACGAGAUUGAUGGUGGUUUCAAGAUUUACCACUAUGCUGGUGAGCAUAAGACCGAGCCCAAAGAGGUCAAAUCCCUGAAGUACGUCAGCACCUAUUCGGGUGAGAUGUUACUUCUGGUCAAGCAGGAGUUCAAGGACGGCAAAGUGAUCAACGAAUACCACUACGACUAUCGAGUUCCGACUAAGAAGGUGUUCAAGCUCAACAAAUCAUCAAACCGCAUUCCACUAGGACGACGCUGCGUGUCAGGAGCAAACUAUCUGCAAAGCGUCCAGUACAACCGCAAGGGUCUUAUCGAAUCGGGUUCCUACAUGAAGGAUGCCAAUCUUAUCCGCUUCAAGUACCAUUAUCGCAAGAACCCCCGUUUUGGUGAUGAGUUGCUGCGAGCCGAGUUCGUCUUAUCCCACAUUAGCUGUACAGUGUCUUGGUGUGCGCCUCCGCGCCGCCAUCCCGAGAAGAUUGAGCGCUGGAUUCCUCACUCCAAGGUCACCGAGGCCAGCUUUGUUCAGGGUGCCGAUGUCUAUGAAAGUCGUUGGCUGUAUGAUCACAAGUUCCAUCCCACCAUCUUCACUACUAUCAACGGACAGAAGAUGCAGACUCCGCCAAUGAUUGAGCACGACUAUCUGGGUGUACUUUCCAAGCCGAAGUAUACCAGCUUUGCGCAUGAUAACCCAUUUGUCUACUGCGACAGUCUCCGAUCAAAUAUUCUUUCCCGAACACUGGGCCUCACGAAGAAGCGCUUUGUGGUGUCAACUUCUCAGGCUCGCUCCUUGAUGUGGAAGGCAUGGAAGGAUCGUGUUGACUUCGAUGCAAUUAUUGUGCGCUGGAUGGACGAUCGCAUUCUUCGCAGAGAUAAGGUUCUUACCCCUUACUGGCGUAGCCGUGACUGGGGCAAUCUUGGAUCUGCGAAGAAGUACGUGGAUCUCCGCGCUGAUGCGAUCAUGGCAAGUGCAGAUCUGGACGAGAACAUUUCCAGUUGGACCCCUCUCGCUGUUAAGCUCACCGAUCUGCUCAAUUUUGGCCCUGGAGGUGACGCUGUUGUUAACACCCGCUCCAAGAACUUUGGCACCGAUACCGACAAGACGCUCCAUGUCAUGGCGGCAGACAACGGUACCUGGCCCAAUGAAGGUGGCGGUGUCUCUGCCUGUCGACGAGAUAUGAUCAACUCCCUUCGAACCAUCAAAUGGCACAUGAUUUGCGAGUCUGCGAACGACUUUGGUGUCCCCAAGCAUCAAACCGAACAGAACAUCCAGUCCCUCAAGCUCAUCCCGCUUUGGGGUAUGGACUUCCUCACGCCAACUCACGGUUUGUUCCAUAACAAGCUGGAUGCUGAGGUUGAUGAUGUUACGUCGGCGAGCGAGUUCGACAUCAAGAUGAACUUCAUUCCGAUUCUGACUGCUUUGGUUAAGGGUGCUCGUGCAGUUCAUCUCUCAAAGUCUGAUAUCCACCAGGCGACUCGUGCACUUGUGAACUUGAACACAUACUUCCAAGAGACCCGUCAUUGGACUCAAGUGUGGAACAGUGAGAUAGUGAAGCAGAGUUGGCGCGAUUUGUGGCUGACCCAGGAAAUGUCGAACACCAUCCCGUCAUCCCAGUGGUUCGACACUGAGCUUCCUACUCUGGCAUCUCUCGAUGUCGCCCUGGAGCUCUGGUACCGCUAUCUCUUCAUCUUCUCAAUCCCGGUUCCUGAAAAGAUCCCUUCAACCUUCCAAGCCUCACAUCACAGCGUCAGUGCCUCUUACGGCGUUGUAUGCAAGAUCAAGCGCAACUGUACCUUGCAGAUUUGGGACCACGCCAUCAGUUGGCGUGAAACCAACCUCUGUCUGUCGUCUGCUCUGUGCAAGCUCUCGCCAUUUGUUCGAAACGCACUGCUUGGAUUGAUGCGAAUUACCUCUGUCUUGACCCUUCAUCACGCAGACAUCAUCCUUCCCUGUGCAGACUUCUUCAACCCCGGUUGGGAGGUCGAGAUUGGUACCUGCCAGGGCACAAUUGAGCAUCGAAACACUUUCCGCCGAAAGAUCGAUCCUGUCGUCAACGGUAUCACUGAUAUGCAAAAGUUCUCUCCAGUCAAGGAAAUCAAAUCCGAGCGUCCGACUGUGACCAUGUUGUCCCACGUUUGGUAUGCCAAGGAUAUCAAGACUGCCCUUCUUGCUGCAGAUAUCAUCAUCAACCAGUGGAAGUUCGAUGAGUACCAUCUGGACAUCUACGGUGCCAUUGACAAGGCCCCAACUUACUCUACCGAGUGUCAAGAGAUUAUCGCAUCAAAGGGUCUUCGUGGCAGAGUCACACUCCGUGGAACUGCCGACCCCAUGAAGGUCCUAGAGAACACAUGGCUUUUCUUGAACUCAUCUCUGUCUGAAGGUCUCCCUCUCGCCCUAGGAGAGGCUGCUCUGACUGGAGCUCCCGUCGUCUGCACAGAUGUCGGUGCUUCCCUCCGAGUACUCAGUGACCCAGAUGACUUCUCCCGCUUCAGUGCCGUUGUCGCACCAAACGAUGCCCUCGCCCUAGCAAAGGCCCAAAUCGGCAUGCUUGCCAUGCUCGGCGAAUGGAGCAAACACAGCGAAGACACAUCGCCCGCACCAGUCCUGACCUCCUCUCCCACACCGGAGGAAGUAGCAGCCAUCACCCGCCGUAUGUACGAGAAGAGCGAGCACCGUCGCAAACUCGGCAUGAUGACCCGCAAGAUUGUUCAGAAGUCCUUCAGUGGCGACCGGUACCUCCGCGAACACGAGCAGAUGUUGUGGAUUGGUAAGUCCGCCAAGAUGAUGGCCAGCCGCGCAGCUGGCGACCCGAUCGACCCAGCCGACGUGGCAGCCGCCAUUGAGACUGGCAUCGAUGAAGAGAUCAUCACCAUCCCGCGCGGCGCGGUGCACUCCUGGCGCUCUUCUGCCCAGUCUGGUAUUUCCACGGUAUACAGUUCUACGUCCCAGUUACCCGGUCGCGGCGGCAACCACCGUCCCAUCUCUAAUAUCUCGGCUAUGAGCCUGAGCAUGAGCAUGAGUAUGAGCAAUGUCUCUACCGAGUCCUUCGCUCGUCUGCCUGUCUUUGCGCCAAGGCCUACCGCGAUGUCCAACGGCAGCUCCCCGCGUAAUAGGUCACCCGCAAGGACCUCCACCCAUCGGUUGUCUCUGCUGGGUUCCCGUCCUCACGCCCACUCUCCUUCUGGAUCCUACUCGCGCUCCGUCUCAACUGUCGGUCGGGAACAGCUACGUGGCUUGCAACGUGAAGACUUCCUUCCGUACCGAAAUUCUGAUAUCAGUGUCGCGAACAGAGAUGACUUCAUUCGGGCCGGCGGACUUUCUCCUAGCCACGCGUCUUGA
Messenger RNA from Penicillium verrucosum, 8505 nucleotides. RefSeq names its product glycosyltransferase family 4 protein (gene gtb3). The record is from RefSeq and is a predicted model, not a curated record. Lineage: Eukaryota; Fungi; Ascomycota; Eurotiomycetes; Eurotiales; Aspergillaceae. Gene Ontology annotation, molecular function: glycosyltransferase activity. The coding region runs from base 1 to 8505 and encodes 2834 amino acids. The transcript has 5 exons.